This is a messenger RNA of Cordyceps militaris CM01, 2064 nucleotides long. RefSeq names its product clathrin-coated vesicle protein (Bud7), putative. Gene Ontology annotation, molecular function: protein binding. Gene Ontology annotation, cellular component: exomer complex. Gene Ontology annotation, biological process: Golgi to plasma membrane transport. The transcript is spliced from 6 exons. The coding region runs from base 1 to 2064 and encodes 687 amino acids. The record is from RefSeq and is a predicted model, not a curated record. NCBI's taxonomy places the organism in Eukaryota, Fungi, Ascomycota, Sordariomycetes, Hypocreales, Cordycipitaceae.
AUGUUGGCCCCAGCUGUACCAGAGAUCACGGAAGAGAACCUACACGAGUCGAUUGAUGCCCGUACCGAGUCGCUCCUAACACUGCGCGAGCUUGGCCCGCCUGACCUGGUCCACCUCCUGAGGCAAAGCACACGCAACCCACUGAAACAGUCUGGUGUUUAUCAUCAUGUCACCGGUGUCGAUGCAUCCUCCUCUGCCAGUCUUGCGGCAUAUAUCAACACUCUCACAUACAAAGAGCACGGGCCUAGUGCGACCUCUAAGAUUGUCGAAGGCGUCUUUUGUUGCUACAAUGCAUUCUCCAGGCUUGACAUGCGAGUUCACGUUUCCAUCCCUGGGACGGUCGAGAGCUACUGCGUUGACGAGCGGGGCGAAAAGCGGAAGGCCUCCGAGGAUCUCUGGCUAGAAACAUAUCUCUGCAGUGUUCUUCGUGCAUACUCUUAUGCUGAUGACGGAAGUGGUGACACAAUUCGCAAAAUCAUGGGCGUGCGCCGCUUCAACCCGGUCACAAACACCGAAGCCGAACACCGUUUCCUGUUUGCUGCUGAGCAGCUCUUUUUCCGCGGAUGGCAGCUCGGCUCUGACUCUGUAGUGCAAGUUCCGACGAAUGUUUCGAACCAUCUGACCACCGGACUCCUGAAAUACCUCGAGACUACCGGUCGCUAUGCUUCGGGCAUUAACCUGUUCGAGAAGCUUCGUACGCAAAGCAUUGAAGUCUCCUCACUGCUUGCCAAGGUCCAGUUUAUGGGCAGCGAAGAAGUCGCUGGCGUCAAUGUGCUCUACGAAUCGCUUCAGCAAACACCUAUGGACUAUGUCAUGUUGGAUACACAAGCCGAGUUCUUGAUGAAGAAGGCGCAAAAGGCCGAGACACCGGAGCAACGAACCGACCGACUUAAAAUGGCAAUGGGGUGUGCAGACCGUAGUACGGUUGCCGCCCCAAGCGAAUUCGGAACCUGGGCCAGACUUGCUCAGGUCUAUGUUGCGAUGGAGGACUGGGAGAAUGCACUCACGACACUUAACUCGUGUCCGAUGUUUACAUAUCAAGACAAGGACGCGCCGUUGAUGCCAGAGCCCAAGGAAGUUCAACUUCCUAUUCUCACCGAAACUAGACUAGACGAGAUUGACAGCGAACCCGAGUCGAGAUUCUCCGAGCAGGUCGACCCGAGCAUCUUGGGGCUGCGAGCGGCUGCCUAUCGCGGUACCUUCAAACAAGCAUACAGUAUUCUGACAGAGAUGACGUCAAAGAUUGGCUGGGACCAGCUGCUCAAGAUUCGCAGCACAGUAUUCGUAAUGGAAGACGAGUACCGCACGGAGAAACAUGAGGCAACGCAGGGUGCUCAUAAACGAACCCCCAGCACCGACGGCCUCCGCGGAACUCCCGAUCCAACCUCCAACGGUGACGACAAAGCCGAAGCUGAGGGAGAAGACAAGGGCAAGGAAACGGAGCAGACAAAUGGCGAAGAGAAUGGCGUUGAGCGUCCUUCCAAUACCAUCGACCCCAAAAUCCUAAAGGGAGAUCAGGAGAAUGGUGACGGCGAGGAGGUUCUGUCGAAGCUCAACACGAAGCGUUUGUGUGAACGAUGGCUGGACAGCCUGUUCAUGGUCUUGUACGAAGACCUGCGUGUGUAUACGAUUUGGCGCACCCAGAUGGCGCAGUACCGCGCACAGCAGAUGCAGUAUAAAAAGUCCGCGGAGGAAUGGGAAAUCCUGGGCUCGCUCGCUGAGCGUCUGCAGCACUUUGACGAAGCUGUUGAGGCGUACCGGGCGUGCUUGUCGCUGCGAUUCAGCCCGAAGGCCCUUUCCGGUGUUCUCCGCGUUUACGAACGAUCCAAGAGCACCCGCGAGAGCGUCGCAUCCGUCAUUCGACUGGUUACUUGGCAGUACCGAUGGUACAGCGAAUUCAGCCCGGAGCUGCUGCACACUAUUCGCACGCUAAUCGAGGAUGAGGGCGCCGUCAAGGUGCGGAGCAUAAUACAGGCUACCAGCCUGCCCCAGGCUGUACUUGAUCUCACCCAUCACUAUGCCGCCCUUUGUGCAAACUUUCGCAGCAGCGGCACGGAGGGCUAG